Molecule: messenger RNA, 960 nt
Organism: Tuber aestivum (summer truffle)
Lineage: Eukaryota; Fungi; Ascomycota; Pezizomycetes; Pezizales; Tuberaceae
Source: the annotation of a GenBank genome assembly
AUGAAGGAUAGCCGCUGGAACACCGUUGCCUUUCUACUCCUGCGUAUAUCACAGCUCGUGCUGGGGGUUAUUGUGUUAGGAAUCGCUGCCUAUUUCGUAUCUAUAUACGACGAAUGGUAUCCCCUUCGACCUGCCACCCCACCAAAGAGAACAAUAUCUAACUGGAAAAAUAGGUUCAUACCCUUCACCAUCGUAGUCAGCGCCUUCACCCUAGCUUGGGUGGGGGUAGGCUUAAGUCUCUUCUUCACGAACAACCUAUUCCCACUAGUCGUGAUAAUGGUGGACGUGGUCCUAGCAGUAUCCUACAUCGUCUCGAUCGCCGCACUCGCAGGCGAAUACUCCAGCGCAAUCGGCAGCCCCUGUAUCGUCUAUGACCCCUAUAAAUCGAGCCCGGACGAAUUUGUGUCCCGGCAUUGCACUACGCUGAAUGGCGGAUUUGGCAUUCUGAUCCUGGAGAUGUUGACAUUUCUGGGAGCGAUUAUCUGGGACGGCAUAGUACUGUACCAGAAUCGGAACGGAAAACGUGAGGGCUUUCCAGUCCCCGCGCGGGGUGCCGUCAAUGAGGACGAUGCUAUUGGUGAGCAGAUAGGGGAGAUCAGAGGAGCGCAUGGGAUGUGGGAACCUAUGGCGGACCCACCAGCCGGAGCUGGUGGCGCUGGUGGGAAUCACGGAGAACAACCCGUUCUGUCAUACUACCAGCCGACGGGCCCCCAGAUUUAUCCGGCUCAGACCGCACCGCCAACUGCUCCAUACAACCCGAGCACGUCACACCCCUUGGCGCCGAGGGUGCUACAGCAGGACGCCAUGAUGUAUCACCAACCCCAUGACCAGCGGCAGCAGCAGCAGAUUGAUCAGGUUCACCAGAUACAAGGGCAGCAGGACCAAUACCAACGACAGUCCCAGCAUCAGCAGUAUCCGCAGAAUCGAGGACCGCUGCCGCAUGAGUUAGGUGGAACGUAU